AUUCUUCAACACAAACUCUCAACUACUACUACUACUACCACUACUACAGCGACAACUUCAAUUACCUACCUACUUCAUACCCAACACCACACAUUCACCAUGGACUUUGUCAACAAGCUCGCCGGCGGCAACAGCCAGAGCGCCAACGAACAAGUCGUCGGCGACCAGCAAAAGUCCCAACAAUCCUCCGGCUCCGGUGGCUUCCUCGGUGGCCUCGGCGACAAGUUGAACUCUGCUGCUGGUGGCGGUCGUGAGAGCGAGAAGAACGAGGACUACGUUGACAAGGGCGUCGACUAUGUUCAGGAGAAGUUCAUGGGCGCCGGCCCUCAAGACAACGAGUCUGCGCUCGAGCAAGCCAAGGACGAACAGAUCAGCGAUGCCAUCCGCAAGCAGUACAAGAACGCUACUGGCUCAGAUGUCCCCAUUCAGGACAAAUAGAGGAGCUGCGAUAUGAGCCAGCAGGACAGGGGAUCCGUUGGUCAUGCACACCAGUAUGAUAGCCAUGACAUAAAGUAUUGAUAAUGCAUCAAGCGAUACUAGAA
This is a messenger RNA of Pyrenophora tritici-repentis Pt-1C-BFP, 542 nucleotides long. RefSeq names its product Protamine-P1 domain containing protein. The record is from RefSeq and is a predicted model, not a curated record. NCBI's taxonomy places the organism in Eukaryota, Fungi, Ascomycota, Dothideomycetes, Pleosporales, Pleosporaceae.